This is a messenger RNA of Peromyscus californicus insignis, 5738 nucleotides long. RefSeq names its product erythrocyte membrane protein band 4.1 like 3 (gene Epb41l3). Gene Ontology annotation, cellular component: cytoskeleton; plasma membrane. The record is from RefSeq and is a predicted model, not a curated record. The transcript is spliced from 26 exons. The coding region runs from base 391 to 4608 and encodes 1405 amino acids. Lineage: Eukaryota; Metazoa; Chordata; Mammalia; Rodentia; Cricetidae. Gene Ontology annotation, biological process: cortical actin cytoskeleton organization. Gene Ontology annotation, molecular function: actin binding; structural molecule activity.
GAGGAGGGGACCCAGAGGCCCAGCAAUAAUCCAAGUGUAAAUCCAAAGGGCUAGGGCGAUUGGCAGCUGUCUCGGUCGCGGUUCCCAGAGCCAGCAUCUAGAGGGCUGCUCAACCUAGGUGUCCUAAAGAACUGCGGCGCCCCCCUCCCCCGCGCGCGCGGCGAGGGAAGUCGGGACGAGGUUGGCCCUCGUCGCUCGGUGUCUGGGCGUGGGCCCCGCCGCAGCUCCGCGGAGCCUCCGUGUCUCCUGCAAAGGGGGGCGGGGGAGCCCAGAGCUGCGGCUUCCUCCCGCGCGGAGUCUCCUGCGCACCGCCGAGCAGGACGCCAGUGCCAGCCGGGUCCCCACGCCGCUGCGCUCCCGGCCUCCCCGCCGCCCACAGAACAAUCAACCAUGACGACCGAAUCAGGAUCAGACUCAGAAUCCAAGCCAGACCAGGAGGCUGAGCCUCAGGAGGCAGCGGGGCCUCAGGGACACGCAGGGGCACAGCCCGGACCAGAGCCUCCCAGUGGAAUCAGCGAGGAGCCACCAGCACUUGAGCAGUUUCCUGAAGCUGCUGCACACAGCACCCCGGUGAAGAGGGAGGUCAGUGACAAGGACCGGGACUUCGCUGCCGCAGCUGCAAAACAACUUGAGUAUCAGCAAUUUGAAGACGAUAAACUCUCUCAGAAAUCAUCCAGCAGCAAACUCUCACGGUCCCCAUUAAAGAUCGUGAAAAGGCCUAAAAGCAUGCAGUGCAAAGUGACACUUCUGGAUGGAUCAGAAUACAGCUGCGACGUGGAUAAGCGCUCCCGAGGACAAGUGCUGUUUGACAAAGUGUGUGAGCAUCUGAACCUGCUCGAAAAAGAUUACUUUGGUCUGACGUACCGAGACGCCGAGAAUCAGAAGAAUUGGUUGGACCCUGCUAAGGAAAUUAAAAAACAGAUUCGAAGUGGUGCUUGGCAUUUUUCAUUUAAUGUGAAGUUUUACCCACCAGACCCUGCCCAGCUAUCAGAAGAUAUCACCAGGUACUACCUCUGCUUACAGCUGCGAGAUGACAUCGUCUCUGGAAGGCUUCCCUGUUCCUUCGUGACUCUUGCCCUGCUGGGCUCCUACACGGUACAGUCAGAACUCGGGGACUACGAUCCCGACGAGUGUGGGAGUGACUACAUCAGUGAGUUCCGCUUUGCACCAAACCACACGAAAGAACUGGAGGAUAAAGUGGUCGAGCUGCACAAGAGCCACAGAGGAAUGACGCCAGCGGAGGCGGAGAUGCAUUUCUUGGAAAACGCCAAAAAACUCUCCAUGUACGGGGUAGAUUUACAUCAUGCCAAGGAUUCAGAAGGAGUAGAAAUUAUGUUAGGAGUCUGUGCAAGUGGUCUAUUGAUAUACCGUGACCGGCUUCGAAUAAACAGAUUUGCUUGGCCCAAGGUCCUAAAAAUUUCAUAUAAACGGAACAACUUUUACAUUAAAAUCCGGCCAGGAGAGUUCGAACAGUUUGAAAGCACCAUUGGGUUCAAAUUACCGAACCACCGAGCUGCCAAGCGCCUCUGGAAAGUGUGUGUGGAGCACCAUACAUUUUUCAGACUAUUGCUACCAGAAGCACCUCCAAAGAAAUUCCUGACCUUGGGCUCCAAGUUCCGUUACAGCGGCAGAACUCAGGCGCAAACGAGAAGAGCCAGCGCGUUGAUAGACCGCCCGGCGCCUUACUUCGAACGCUCAUCCAGCAAACGUUACACCAUGUCUCGCAGCUUGGACGGAGCAUCAGUGAAUGAAAACCAUGAAAUAUACAUGAAGGAUUCUAUGUCCGCUGCAGAGGUUGGCACAGGCCAGUACGCCACAACAAAGGGCAUCUCUCAGACCAACUUGAUCACCACUGUGACUCCCGAGAAAAAGGCUGAAGAGGAGCAUGGUGAGGAAGAGGACAGGAGGAGGAAGGCCGAGGAAGCCACCCCCGUCACAGCCCUCCGGCAUGAGGGAAAGUCACCUGGGCAUGGCACUGACUCAUGCCCCUCGUCACCCCCAUCAGCCCAUCUUGACCCUCCAUCUCCCACAGUGCUCCGCAGGAGGUGUAAGGAGAAUGAAAACCCCUUUACAGGUUCUGUGCUGCCUAAAGCUGAGCCAGCCUUGGAGUCUGAUGGCCAGGGGAUGGCUUACUUAGGGGACCAAGAUGUGGCAUUUAGUUAUAGGCAGCAGACUCGAAAAGGAACCACACUGUUCUCCUUCUCCUUACAGCUCCCUGAGUCAUUCCCCUCCCUCCUAGAUGAUGACGGGUACCUCUCCUUCCCCAACCUGUCUGAAACCAACCUCCUGCCCCAGAGCUGGCAGCACUUCCUGCCCAUCCGUUCACCCUCCCUCCUACCCUGCUUCCUCUUCAUCUUCUUCUUCCUGCUGUCUGCUUCCUUCUCAGUGCCAUACGCCCUCACUCUCUCCUUCCCUCUGGCUCUGUGCCUCUGCUACCUGGAGCCCAAGGCGGCCUCCUUGAGCGCCUCCCUAGACAAUGACCCGAGUGACAGUUCAGAGGAAGAGACUGACAGUGAACGGACAGACACAGCCGCUGAUGGGGAGACCAGCGCCACUGAGUCGGACCAGGAGGAAGAUGCAGAGCUGAAGGCACAGGAGCUAGAUAAAACUCAAGACGAACUGAUGAAACACCAAACCAACAUUAGCGAGCUGAAAAGAACCUUCUUAGAAACCUCUACGGAAACUGCCUUAACAAACGAGUGGGAAAAGAGACUUUCCACGUCCCCUGUGCGACUGGCUGCCAGGCAGGAGGAUGCUCCCAUGAUUGAGCCACUGGUACCUGAGGAGACCAAAGAAGAGAGAGAGAUUUCUGAGAAAGUUGUAUUUUUACAUCAAGGAAGCUCGCCAUUCCUUGAGUCUCAGCCAAGUGUGACUAAGAAAAUGCGGGAAGGCGUCUCUGCUGAUUCUGUGGCCACUUCUCAUCAAAUAAUUUUUCAGAAAACUGUCCCGUCGACCCUAGAGGGCACAGAGGAUUGGGUUAUUGUAGACAAAAUACCCACUGAGGUAGUUGAUGGUGAUUCGAAAAAGAUUGUGACUUACAAGGUGGUUACCGUGAGCAGUAAAACUGGUGAGAUCCCAGCCGACUUGCUAAAAUCUAGCAUGAUUGACAUGCAUGGCUUCGAUGACUUGGCCAGAGAAAUGCAGCUUCAAGAAGAGAACAAGCAGAAGAUGUACACGCUAGGGAAAUCCUACGAUACCAUCUCUGGAAGAAUUGUUUCCAUGACUGGGAAAGCUAAAGAGGGCGAGAGAGCCGCCCAGCCCUCCUCAGUGGAAGCCCUGCAGAUGGAGAGAGGCGCCACCGCUGCUGAUGCCCUGAAGGUCGGUCCCCUGCUGGUGGAAUACGAGGUCCUGGAAUCCCUGGCUGAUGAGAAAUCCAGAAGAGGACCCGAGGUCCAGACCCCGAAGCGGAGGUUGUCAGAAUCCCUGGCGCCCAUCAAGGAAGCUGAAUCUCGGCGGCAAAGCCCUGAGGAAGAUGAUGCCCAGAAGGUUCCAAAGCUAGGAGAGGAUGUGCCUGCCCACCCCCGGCUCAGCAAACCGCAGCCGGUGCCCGAAUGUGAGGUGUUGAAGGUGGGGCCCUUUGGCCCACGCAGGAAGAGCCUGUCUGAGUGGCGCUACUCCCAGGAGCCGGCCUUUACGGUGGCCACUGCUCACUACGUCACUGAGUCGUCCGCAUCCCAAGUGGUGACUAAACAGUCUGCUGGGGAGAAGCUCAUGGACGGCUCGGAGAUCCUCAGUCUGUUAGAGUCUGCACGAAAACCCACCGAGUUCAUAGGAGGGGUUUCAUCUACUACCCAGAGCUGGGUGCAGAAACUGGAAACGAAGACAGAGUCCAUCGAAACCGAGGUGGAAUCGACCCUACCCUCCCAGCCCCUCGGCACUGAGAAGGUGCUGCAGGAGACAGUGUUGGUGGAGGAGAGGCGCGUGAUGAGUGUGUGUGGGAGCGGGGACGCUUCUCACACGGAGGGGGAUGGUGUGGAUGCAGCGGAGUCCACACCCGCAGAUCCUCACAGCAUGAAAGGGAAGGAGGCCUCUUCUGUGACAGAAGCAGCAGCGAAGGAAGAAAGAGGAGAGGAGGCCGACAAGUCUGUCCCCGAGCAGGAACAGCCAGCCCCUGUCUCCCAGGAGGAAGAGCAGGUGGUGGCCAUGCACCCUUCUGAGGCUUUGGAACAGAAAUGUCAUUUUGAGUCCUCCACGGUGAAGAUGGAAAGCAUGAGUGUGGGCAGUGUUUCUCCAGGAGGAGUAAAGCUAGAAAUCUCUACCAAGGAAGUGCCAGUAGUACACACAGAAACAAAAACCAUCACAUACGAGUCAUCACAGGUCGAUCCUGGGGCAGAUCUGGAGCCAGGUGUGCUAAUGAGCGCACAGACGAUCACAUCUGAAACCACAAGUACCACCACCACCACACACAUCACCAAAACUGUGAAAGGAGGCAUUUCAGAGACAAGAAUUGAGAAGCGAAUAGUCAUCACAGGAGAUGCUGACAUUGACCAUGACCAGGCUCUGGCUCAGGCAAUUAAAGAGGCCAAAGAGCAGCACCCCGACAUGUCAGUGACCAAAGUAGUGGUCCAUAAAGAGACAGAAAUCACACCAGAAGAUGGAGAGGAUUGACCAGAGGAAUAACUUAGCUUGCACAUGAACCCAGUCAUAUAAACCGUUAGGAAAACCGGAGCCUAUGUGGAGUUCCCUCUUCUAACCCAACUGACUUGCAUCUGUCUGUGGAAAAUUCCAGAAGAACUGACCUUGACCGUUAAUGAAAGACACUGGCAGAGAGAUCUUCCCAUCAUAAAGCAAUCCGAGUCAGCAUCACUAAACUGAUGAUACUGCAUGAAGCGAUGAUAAAAAUCACAAAAGAACCGCACUUUUAAUUUUCACCAAAAUAUCUGUUUUCAACUCUACCUGCACGUUCAUAACCAACAGUGUAAACCGUGAUCUCAUGUAACACAUCAACAACUCAUGCCUUUCAUAGUUUAUUAUUAAAGUCUCAACAAAAUCGCAGUUUCAUAGGUGACAAAUUCUCUGUUUACAAAUAAAUGUUAAUUACCCUAAAAUGCUAUCAGCCGUCUAGGUCCGGUGUGUCAGAUUUACCCCAGAUUAGGUGUGCCAAUAACCAAUUUUAUUCAGUGAACAACUUGAAUCUUGUCCUUGUCUAAUCUGGCUUUAUUAUUCUCACCAUAAGCAGUAAUGACUCUCUGACCCUCUAGAAAUAUCUAAUGCUUACAAUCUUGCUUUGUGUCUCUAAUUUGUUAUAAGGUAGAACUGAUUUUAGCACAUUGAUGUAAUUUCUUCCUAGUCAUUCGCUCUGGUCUGCGUUCAAUCCAGAAAGAUUCCCAGAAUUACCUAAGCAAACCCUCAAUAUGUAAAUUAUCAUUGUUUGGGGAAGAAAACCUGUAUUUUUGUUAGUUUACAAUAUUUUAAGAAUUCACUUCAGGAAUACCUGUCGGGCUACUUUUGCUUUGUUUUUUUUUUCUUUUCUUCGUAUUUUGUUCAUUGAUUGUUUUUUUCUUCUUUUACUUGAACGAAAAGGUGUUUUAUUUACAAAUCUGGUCCAUAUUUACAAUCUAGUUCAGAGCCGAGCCUUAAAUUGUACAGAAUUUCCACUGUAAUUAAACUAUUUAGUGUUUAGUUAUAAAUAGCCUCCAGAAAGAUAUAUUCUCCAUUACACUGUCAGCUGCAUCACAGCCCGUCGUGAAUGAUGUCACCGCAUCGCGAAAUAAAAAUGGCAAAUGCAUUGAAAGCUC